UUUUGACAAAAAAUCAAGUUGUCAAAAUGGCUUUCAUAAAGGUUGUUUAUCUUCUAUUUUAUACGCCCCAAACGUAAAUAAACUAGUGAAUUGUGUUCAGAAAUAACUAUGUUGCAUAAUAGUGGGCCUUACGGGCCGAGUGACACAUCUGUAAACAUCGGCCAACCCGUCAAUAUGAAACAAAUGGCACCCCCAUUGAACAUUGGUCACAACUUGAAUAAUUUGAGUAAAAUUGCUCAACCACCGCCUGCGAUGCCUAGUGGGCACUAUAAUAUGCCUGAUUACGCUCCUUACGGUCAUCCUUCGCUGAAUUUAGGUUCCCAAUUAGGACCCUUUCCUAACUAUCCGAACCACUUUCAGUCGCCGUACAUACCUCAGAAUGCGACUUCAGUUCAUGAUACGAGUUGGCAAAAUGGAAUGUUACCGAUGAGUUUGCACCCACAGGCGUCCCACGGGCUGAAUUUGGCUAACUAUCCUUACGACAAAAGGCCACUGAAUUCUGCUUUAAGUAAUGCUUAUAAGGAUGAUGAAGUUCCCCAUAAGAAUUUGCCAAUUAACGUGCCGCAAGGUCCAAAAGCAUUCCAAAAAGAUGAAAGGCUCGAUAAUUAUAGCAUGUACAAUAUAAACCAAGAUAGAUUUAAUAACUUCAAUCAACACUACGAUUUUAACUUGGUACCUCAAGAGAGAUCCUAUCUAGAUAAUACAAGGCGAAAAAGCCUUGAAAACACAGUAAGGCUAAUAGAAGACAUACUAAUUAGUACUUCAAAAAACAAAGAAACUGAGGAGCAGGAAAGAAAAGCAAGUGAAGAAAAGAAACAGGAAAUUCCAAAGCAAACUGAUCCUCCAAAACCUGUUGAAGAAAACAUUGAUGAAGAAAAACUCUAUGAAGAAAAUCUCGACGAAGGAAAACUUGAUGAAGAUAAUAUUGAUGAGGAAAAUCCUCCUGUGGAAUCAAGUACAAGUGAUGAAGAAAUUGGUGAAAUAGAGGAAGAAGCGAAAGUUGAAUCACCAAAAGAAGAUACUUCAAAAAGUAAUGAGAUUAACCUAAACAAAAAUAACGAAAACAUGCAAGGUGAAGAAAGUCCAGAAAAUUUGACAAUGGAAAGGAAUGAAUUGUUGUCACAGCCAGAAAAAUCGGAGAGCCCGAUAAAUGAUGUUACGAAUACAGAAAGAGUAAUAAUAAAAGUAGAACUUGAAGAAGAACCGUGUGACGCAAAAAUUCAUGUAAAGGUGGAACCUAUGUUCUGGGCGGAUUCUGAUUAUGUAGCACCGUUCCAACGGGAUCUUAACGGAGUAACGAGUGAAGAUGUACCGCAUAGAGCAGUCAUGUUUGGUGAAAAUAGUAUCGAGGAGGCUACAGCUUUUGUUAGAAGUGGCAUCCCAACUACAACUUCAACAGCCUAUUACGAAUGUCCACACUGCUCUCUCCACUUCAACCAUCCAAAGCGAUUCCUCAUCCACGUUAAAUGGCACUCCUUCGGUCUCACCUACGAGAGACGGUCAGAAAUUGCAAGAGAACGGGAGAUCAGCCGGAACCAACGAAGAGAGGCCAGAGUUGUUGACCGGAUGAAUUCGAAGGAGGUAACGGAGGCGACGACUGCUAAGAAAGUAUAUCCGUGCAAGGACUGUGACAAGGCAUUUUGUUCGAAGGGCAGUCUCAAGAAUCAUAGGCAAAGGUUCCACCCAACCCGCGUCCGCGCGUGUAAGCUAUGCGGCGCCACUGUGCUGGGCUGGAUGGCGCUCCGCGAGCACCUCGCGGCUCACACCUCCAUCGGGUAUCGCUGCGACCACUGCCACAAACACUUCAAGUAUCCGCACUCUCUCGCCAAACACAGGGACACGCACUUGGAGAAGACAGUGUCCUGCGAGCUCUGCCCCAAGAAGUUCGGCACGGCAGGCCUACUCAAGAUGCACCAGAAGGUCCACGAGCGAGCGCAGCGCGGCGCCACCUUCAGAUGCUCGUACUGCGCCAAAGGAUUCUAUGAGGCUUACAACUUGUCUGUCCACGAGCGCACACACCGCAACGAGAGGCCAUUUUUAUGCGAGAUCUGCAACACCAGCUUUGGCACCAACUCGAGCCUCAAGAGACAUUUAAAAGUGUCGCACAGCACUUCGAAGCCUCACGAAUGCAGCACCUGUCACCGCUCAUUCGUGUCUGAGGCCAUCCGGGACAGACAUGAGGCCAGAAUCCACGGAGAUCCAGCUCGCUUCCCGCACCGAUGUACACUGUGCGAUGGCAAGUACACAAAACUCAAGGAUCUCCAAAAACAUAUGAACAAAGCUCAUCCCAAAAGCAAAGGUAGGAAGAAGAAAAAGGACAGCGAUAGCGAAUAAUACGUGUUAGAGCGAGACAAAUAUAUAUAUCACUUUGGUACACUUCUUAUUGUAGAUGAGUAGUGCAAAAGUUUAGCACAUUUGUGUAAGUGAGAUAGAAAAUAGAAGUUUCCUUUAGAGUAAGCGGGACGGCUGUAUGUCGCUUAGAUUUACGUUUUAACAUUGCGAAAUUUUUAAAACAUGUCAAAAAAUCCCGGAAAUUAUCUGCCUAUUGGGGCAGAAUUGGGUAGUUUCCUAGGUCGAUGAUAAAUUAUGAAAUUCUGAUUACUAAAUAAAGACAGAUCUAAAAGUGGCAAAAAUGAUUUAUCUUUUCUAUUAUUUUUCUUAUUAUUUUUUUUUUAAAUGAAUGUUGGUACUGACGAAGCCU
Messenger RNA from Pectinophora gossypiella (pink bollworm), 2701 nucleotides. RefSeq names its product zinc finger protein 333-like. Lineage: Eukaryota; Metazoa; Arthropoda; Insecta; Lepidoptera; Gelechiidae. Gene Ontology annotation, biological process: regulation of transcription by RNA polymerase II. The transcript is spliced from 7 exons. Bases 109 to 2334 code for a protein of 741 amino acids. Gene Ontology annotation, molecular function: chromatin insulator sequence binding. The record is from RefSeq and is a predicted model, not a curated record. Gene Ontology annotation, cellular component: chromosome.